GGAGUGCAGUGUAGGCAGGAGUUUCAAGCGGACUCUCCCGCGCUAAGUUUCUGUCUUUUGAAGUAGGGGAGGUUUUCCUGUUUUCUUUUAUUGUCUUUUUUUUUUUUUGGAGGCAGUUUUAAUCGCUUUGAAUAAAUUCUCCCUUAAGUGACUAAACGUAGGAAGAGGAAAAAGAACACGUCGGUUAAAGCAGGGAAGAGAGACCUGCCCUAUAGAGUGACUGCUCUAGAAAUUUAAAUAUAUAUAUACAUAUAAGCCAGAAUAUUUUAAUAAAUCCUGAAAUGUCGAGAUUUGUACAAGAUCUUAGCAAAGCCAUGUCUCAAGAUGGUGCUUCUCAAUUCCAAGAAGUCAUUCGACAAGAGCUAGAACUAUCUGUGAAGAAGGAACUGGAAAAAAUACUCACCACAGCGCCAUGCCAUGAGUUUGAGCACACCCAAAAAGACCUUGAUGGAUUUCGGAAGCUAUUUCACAGAUUUUUGCAAGAAAAGGGACCUUCUGUGGAUUGGGGAAAAAUCCAGAGACCUCCAGAAGAUUCGAUUCAACCAUAUGAAAAAAUAAAGGCCAGGGGCUUACCUGAUAAUGUAUCUUCUGUGCUGAACAAGCUGGUGGUAGUGAAACUCAAUGGUGGUCUGGGUACCAGCAUGGGCUGCAAAGGCCCCAAAAGUCUGAUCGGUGUGAGGAAUGAGAAUACCUUUUUGGAUCUGACGGUUCAGCAAAUUGAACAUUUGAACAAAACCUACAAUACAGAUGUUCCUCUUGUUCUGAUGAACUCUUUUAACACGGAUGAGGAUACAAAAAAAAUACUACAGAAGUACAAUCAUUGUCGUGUGAAAAUCUACACUUUUAAUCAAAGCAGGUACCCAAGGAUUAAUAAAGAAUCUUUACUGCCUGUAGCAAAGGAUGUAUCGUACUCAGGGGAAAACACAGAAGCUUGGUACCCUCCAGGUCAUGGUGAUAUUUACGCCAGUUUCUACAACUCUGGUUUGCUUGAUACCUUUAUAGGAGAAGGCAAAGAGUAUAUUUUUGUGUCUAACAUAGAUAAUCUGGGUGCUACAGUGGAUCUUUAUAUUCUUAAUCAUCUAAUGAACCCACCCAAUGGAAAACCCUGUGAAUUUGUCAUGGAAGUCACAGACAAAACACGUGCAGAUGUAAAGGGUGGGACACUCACUCAGUAUGAAGGCAAAUUGAGAUUGGUGGAAAUUGCUCAAGUGCCAAAAGCACAUGUUGAUGAGUUCAAGUCUGUAUCAAAAUUCAAAAUAUUUAACACAAACAACUUGUGGAUCUCUCUUGCAGCAGUUAAAAGACUGCAAGAGCGGAAUGCUAUUGACAUGGAAAUCAUUGUGAAUCCAAAGACUUUGGAUGGAGGCCUGAAUGUCAUUCAGUUAGAAACUGCAGUAGGGGCUGCCAUUAAAAGUUUUGAGAACUCUCUAGGUAUUAAUGUUCCUAGGAGCCGUUUUCUGCCUGUCAAGACCACAUCAGAUCUUCUGCUUGUGAUGUCAAAUCUCUAUAGCCUUAAUGCAGGAUCUUUGACAAUGAGUGAGAAGCGGGAAUUUCCUACUGUGCCCUUGGUUAAAUUAGGCAGUUCUUUUACAAAGGUUCAGGAUUAUCUAAGGAGAUUUGAAAGUAUACCAGAUAUGCUUGAAUUGGAUCACCUCACAGUUUCAGGAGAUGUGACAUUUGGCAAGAAUGUUUCAUUAAAGGGAACAGUUAUCAUCAUUGCAAAUCAUGGUGACCGGAUUGACAUCCCACCUGGAGCAGUAUUAGAGAACAAGAUUGUAUCUGGGAACCUUCGUAUCUUGGACCACUGAAAUGAAAAAUACUAUGUACACUUUAUACUAAUCAUGGGCUAAACAGUUUCUUACAGUGAAAUGUGUUCUUUAGGAUUCUAAAAUAGGCAGGUACCUUACUAUGUUACUGUACUCUGCAGUGUUAAUUUUUAAAGCCGUUUUCUGCAGUAAGCUUUUAGUUUAAGAAAAGCACCGAUGGAAGCAAUACUUUUCUUCUUUGAAGAGAAUCCUGAAAGGUAGUUCAUCUUAAAGUGCAAUACUGUUUAAUCUCAGAACUGGGGCUGCUCUGCUGGAAAAGCUUUUAAUGGAGGCCUCAACAAUGGUCACUUUGAACUGAUUUCAAAAAUAAAGCUCUGAAGCAACA
Molecule: messenger RNA, 2151 nt
Organism: Manis pentadactyla (Chinese pangolin)
Lineage: Eukaryota; Metazoa; Chordata; Mammalia; Pholidota; Manidae
Gene: UGP2
Product: UDP-glucose pyrophosphorylase 2
Exons: 10
Coding region: 282-1808 (508 amino acids)
Biological process (GO): glycogen metabolic process; UDP-alpha-D-glucose metabolic process
Cellular component (GO): cytoplasm
Molecular function (GO): UTP:glucose-1-phosphate uridylyltransferase activity
Source: RefSeq, a predicted model, not a curated record